UCUAUUCCUUAUCUGUGCCAGGUGCCAUCUUUCCUUCCUCCCACAACUUUGGAAGGAAAAUGGAAUUAGAGAAGAAUGGAUCUGUUCUGGGAAAUUAUCCCAAGCUCCAGAGUUCUCAUUUAGAGAUCUUGCUGCCCUGUAAAAUGGAGAUUUUAAAAUCCAGAACAGCAGAGAUGUUGGUCUUACAUCCUCUGCCUCCUUUCUACUGGCCCCAAAAGUGGGUCUAUGCAUUACCAUUACAGAUGAGAGCUGGGGUUUAAAGCUCUCAUCCUUUGAACAUCAUAUAAAAUGCCUUUGUGUCGUCUGGCACAAUUAACCUAAGAGAAAGUAGGACAACUCCAGGACUGGAGGGACCUGAUUGACUCACCUUCAAAACGGGCCUAUUUAAAAGGUUUUAGCCUCUGGCCCCUGAGAGAAGGUACAUCUUUCCAUGGGGAAAACGGCAAGGAAGGUAUUUCACCACCGGCAGAAAAAGAUGUCUUCCCCCGUUCCAGGGGGCUGGUUAUACAGGGAAAUGAGAGCCUCACUUGUAGACUUGGGUGACAACAUGUACCUCAAGCUACGUAUGUGCCCAACACAGUAGCAGGGACGUGUCACCUGAUUCUCAGGUUGGAAGUAGUUUCUUAUCCUAAUCUGUCUUCCUUCUCUCUUGAGAGCAGGACGAUGUGGAGCAAUGCACCUCUCUUUUAAUCUCUGUGCUUCAAAAGAAGCAGAAUCAAGGACUAAAUGUUGGACAGCCACUCUAGUGCCACCGAAUUCCACCUUCUAGGCUUCCCUGGGUCCCAAGGACUACACCACAUUCUUUUGGCUAUAUUCUUUUUCUUCUAUUUAGUGACAUUAAUGAGAAACAUGGUCAUCAUCGUGAUUAUCUGUGUGGAGAAACGUCUGCAGUCCCCCAUAUAUUUCUUCCUCAGCCACCUCUCUGCCCUGGAGAUCCUGGUCACAACCAUAAUUGUCCCCAUGAUGCUUUGGGGAUUGCUGCUCCCUGGGAUGCAGACAGUAUCUUUGUCUACAUGUAUUGCUCAACUUUUCCUGUACCUUGCUGUAGGGACCACAGAGUUUGCAUUACUUGGAGUGAUGGUUGUGGACCGUUACGUGGCUGUGUGUAAUCUUUUAAGAUACAACAUCAUUAUGAACAGCAGUACCUGUAUUUGGGUGGUAAUAGUGUCAUGGGUAUUUGGAUUUCUUUCUGAAAUCUGGCUGGUCUAUGCCACAUUUCAGUUUACCUUCUGCAAAUCAAAUUCGUUAGACCAUUUUUAGUGUGACCGAGGGCAAUUACUCAAACCGUCCUGUGACAACACUCUUUUCACAGAGUUUAUCCUUUUCUUAAUGGCUAUUUUUAUUCUCAUUGGUUUUUUGAUCCCUACAAUUGUCUCCUAUACCUACAUCAUCUCCACUAUCCUCAAGAUCCCGUCAGCCUCUGGCUGGAGGAAAGCCUUCUCCAUUUGUGCCUCCCUCUUCACCUGUGUUAUAAUCGGCUAUGGCAGCUGCUUGUUUCUCUAUGUGAAACCCAAGCAAACACAGGGAGUCGAGUACAAUAAGAUAUUUCCCCUGUUGGUUUCCGUGUUAACCCCCUUCCUGAACCCUUUCCUCUUUACUCUUUGGAAUGACAAAGUCAAAGAGGCCCUCCGAGAUGGAGUGAAAUGCUGCUGUUAACUCCUCAAAGAUUAG
This is a messenger RNA of Macaca mulatta (Rhesus monkey), 1671 nucleotides long. RefSeq names its product olfactory receptor family 9 subfamily A member 2 (gene OR9A2). Gene Ontology annotation, molecular function: olfactory receptor activity; G protein-coupled receptor activity. Gene Ontology annotation, cellular component: membrane. The record is from RefSeq and is a predicted model, not a curated record. Gene Ontology annotation, biological process: G protein-coupled receptor signaling pathway. NCBI's taxonomy places the organism in Eukaryota, Metazoa, Chordata, Mammalia, Primates, Cercopithecidae.